AUGGUUAUGGAGUUCUAUGACAUAAUGGUCCUCAUAUGGGGUGGGGCUCCAUCCUCUGAGCCUCUUUCUUUUUGUGCUCAUUCAGCUGGUCAAGCAGACGAAAGUCAAGAACAAGGUGUUGAUAUAUCUGGUAAUUCUGGUUUAGGAAAUGAAAAAAAUGAGUAUGAUUCUGAUGAAUCCCUAACUAUUUCUCUUGGUAAUAAUGUAGUUAGUAUAAAUAGUGCCAGUAAUGAAGCGACAAUCCGUAAACGCCCGGCUUCAAACCAAGUUCCAAUACUCAUAGACAAUAAACGGCAACAUAAGGAAAGACAGUUAUCAGCAGCACAAAAAGACAAGUUACUCAUGCAAGAAGGUCAAAAAGAGAAAAAAUUUCGAUGCGAUUUAUUACGUUCUCUAAAGGAAUCUAAUAAUAUAUUUGCUGAGUCUGUGAAGGCCAUGAGUGACUCCAUGAUGGCACUUGCCUCAUCAAUGCAAAGAUCAAUUGAACAUGUGAUGAUUGCAUUCACAGCUGCUCGACUGUUCUUUGGCCUAGUAUUCACAUUAGGCACAACUACGUCUUCAACAGCUUCAGGUCCAUGUGGUAAAAGUCACCUGUAUGCUCCUGCUACACUUAAAAGUCCUCUUUAUCCCAGUUUGUACCCUAACUCUAUAGACUGUAACUGGACUAUUUCUGGCACCAAUGGGUCAAGGGUUUCGUUAACGUUUAGAUCAUUUUCGCUGGAAAGUGAUUCCCGCUGUAGGUAUGAUUAUUUGGACGUUUAUGAUGGUGACUCCUCGUAUGCAUCAAAACUUGGCCGAUAUUGUGGAAACCAAUUGCCACGAAGUCUGACAUCAUCUGGAAUCCACCUGUUUAUUGCGUUCCACUCGGAUGGUCCAUGUGGUAUAAGCCACCUGUAUGCUCCUGCUACACUUAAAAGUCCUCUUUAUCCCAGUUUGUACCCUAACUCUAUAGACUGUAACUGGACUAUUUCUGGCACCAAUGGGUCAAGGGUUUCGUUAACGUUUAGAUCAUUUUCGCUGGAAAGUGAUUCCCGCUGUAGGUAUGAUUAUUUGGACGUUUAUGAUGGUGACUCCUCGUAUGCAUCAAAACUUGGCCGAUAUUGUGGAAACCAAUUGCCUCAAAGUCUGACAUCAUCUGGAGUCCACCUGCUUAUUGCGUUCCACUCGGAUGGUAGUCAACAAGGAAAAGGAUUUGUUUUGGAUUUCUCAAAUAAAUUUGGUCCAUGUGGUAUAAGCCACCUGUAUGCUCCUGCUACACUUAAAAGUCCUCUUUAUCCCAGUUUGUACCCUAACUCUAUAGACUGUAACUGGACUAUUUCUGGCACCAAUGGGUCAAGGGUUUCGUUAACGUUUAGAUCAUUUUCGCUGGAAAGUGAUUCCCGCUGUAGGUAUGAUUAUUUGGACGUUUAUGAUGGUGACUCCUCGUAUGCAUCAAAACUUGGCCGAUAUUGUGGAAACCAAUUGCCUCAAAGUCUGACAUCAUCUGGAGUCCACCUGUUUAUUGCGUUCCACUCGGAUGGUAGUCAACAAGGAAAAGGAUUUGUUUUGGAUUUCUCAAAUAAAUUUGGUCCAUGUGGUAUAAGCCACCUGUAUGCUCCUGCUACACUUAAAAGUCCUCUUUAUCCCAGUUUGUACCCUAACUCUAUAGACUGUAACUGGACUAUUUCUGGCACCAAUGGGUCAAUGGUUUCGUUAACGUUUAGAUCAUUUUCGCUGGAAAGUGAUUCCCGCUGUAGGUAUGAUUAUUUGGACGUUUAUGAUGGUGACUCCUCGUAUGCAUCAAAACUUGGCCGAUAUUGUGGAAACCAAUUGCCUCGAAGUCUGACAUCAUCUGGAGUCCACCUGUUUAUUGCGUUCCACUCGGAUGGUAGUCAACAAGGAAAAGGAUUUGUUUUGGAUUUCUCAAAUAAAUUUGGUCCAUGUGGUAUAAGCCACCUGUAUGCUCCUGCUACACUUAAAAGUCCUCUUUAUCCCAGUUUGUACCCUAACUCUAUAGACUGUAACUGGACUAUUUCUGGCACCAAUGGGUCAAGGGUUUCGUUAACAUUUAGAUCAUUUUCGCUGGGAAGUGAUUCCCGCUGUAGGUAUGAUUAUUUGGACGUUUAUGAUGGUGACUCCUCGUAUGCAUCAAAACUUGGCCGAUAUUGUGGAAACCAAUUGCCUCAAAGUCUGACAUCAUCUGGAGUCCACCUGUUUAUUGCGUUCCACUCGGAUGGUAGUCAACAAGGAAAAGGAUUUGUUUUGGAUUUCUCAAAUAAAUUUGGUCCAUGUGGUAUAAGCCACCUGUAUGCUCCUGCUACACUUAAAAGUCCUCUUUAUCCCAGUUUGUACCCUAACUCUAUAGACUGUAACUGGACUAUUUCUGGCACCAAUGGGUCAAGGGUUUCGUUAACGUUUAGAUCAUUUUCGCUGGAAAGUGAUUCCCGCUGUAGGUAUGAUUAUUUGGACGUUUAUGAUGGUGACUCCUCGUAUGCAUCAAAACUUGGCCGAUAUUGUGGAAACCAAUUACCUCAAAGUCUGACAUCAUCUGGAGUCCACCUGUUUAUUGCGUUCCACUCGGAUGGUAGUCAACAAAGAAAAGGAUUUGUUUUGGAUUUCUCAAAUAAAUUUGGUCCAUGUGGUAUAAGCCACCUGUAUGCUCCUGCUACACUUAAAAGUCCUCUUUAUCCCAGUUUGUACCCUAACUCUAUAGACUGUAACUGGACUAUUUCUGGCACCAAUGGGUCAAGGGUUUCGUUAACGUUUAGAUCAUUUUCGCUGGAAAGUGAUUCCCGCUGUAGGUAUGAUUAUUUGGACGUUUAUGAUGGUGACUCCUCGUAUGCAUCAAAACUUGGCCGAUAUUGUGGAAACCAAUUGCCUCAAAGUCUGACAUCAUCUGGAGUCCACCUGUUUAUUGCGUUCCACUCGGAUGGUAGUCAACGAAGAAAAGGAUUUGUUUUUUGGAUUUCUAAAGUGAAUUGAUAAUAUGACAAACACUGAUAAUAUGAUAAUACGACGAACACUGAUAAUCCAUAAAUGGAAACAGUCUGAUUAUGCAGUAAUAUUUUAUUAAUAUUAUCAUUAUUAUAA
Dendronephthya gigantea is the source of this 3069-nucleotide messenger RNA. Its product is annotated as cubilin-like. The transcript has 17 exons. Bases 1 to 2961 code for a protein of 986 amino acids. The record is from RefSeq and is a predicted model, not a curated record. Lineage: Eukaryota; Metazoa; Cnidaria; Anthozoa; Malacalcyonacea; Nephtheidae.